Messenger RNA from Closterium sp. Naga37s-1, 792 nucleotides. The record is from the annotation of a GenBank genome assembly. NCBI's taxonomy places the organism in Eukaryota, Viridiplantae, Streptophyta, Zygnematophyceae, Desmidiales, Closteriaceae.
AUGCACGCAUUCCGUCAUUCAUCCACCCCCUCCUCUACAACAGCUGCCCCAAAGGAACAGGGUGAAGAAGAAGAGGGGGAGAGUAGCAAGUCGAUGACCAUGGGAGAAAAAUGCGAUAAGGAGAAGGAGAAGAAUAGCACGGAGGAGGACAAGGAGGGAAAUGAUGAUGGCAAGGAGGAUGAGAAGGAGGAAGAGGAGAGUAGUGAAGAUGAAGAGGGAGAAGUAGUCGGAGAAGAGGAGGAAGGUGGGGAAUUUGAGAAGGUUCAACGGCCGGAUGAGUUGGAGGAAGAAGAGCAGCUGCUAGAGGAGAUAGAACAACAUAAGAAAGAGGGAGAGGAAGAAGAGGACGGGACCCCGAGCAAGAGUCCCGCGUGGGACGACGCCAACACCUUACCGAUCAAGAGGGUGGAGUGGGAGAAGCAGGCUCUGAGGUUUGAGAUGAUGUUCAAGGUGAAUGAGGUGGAGCCGUUCCAUGUGUUGGUAGAGGAUAAGGCAGGAACUAUGUGGAGGGAGUCUCAAGAGAACGUGAAGUCCGUGAAGUUCAAGGUAGUGUUCUUGAGGGUGUUGGUGGAGGGGAGUGCGGGAGCAUCUUGGAUGCGGUUGAUAGAUAAGGACGACCCAGGGUUGGAAGGUUCUCAGUCUCCCUUUCUUUCUCCUGCUCCUUCCUGUUCUACUGCCCCCAUCUCCUCGCUCACGGCCAUGAAGGCCCAUCCUUCCAAGAUCCUACCUUCCUCCUACUCCUUGAUGGCGUGCAGCUGCCUUCUCCUCCUCCCCGCCUCGUCUUGCUCUUGA